Messenger RNA from Procambarus clarkii (red swamp crayfish), 1206 nucleotides. The record is from RefSeq and is a predicted model, not a curated record. Lineage: Eukaryota; Metazoa; Arthropoda; Malacostraca; Decapoda; Cambaridae.
AUGCCGCAUCACAGCCAGAGUGGGGCCACAGCCACCAGAUGGGGAGGCAAGCACCAGCAGGUGGAGGCAUCACCAGGAGGGGCAUCACCACGAGUGGGGCACACAGCCAGAGGGGGCCAUGCAGCAUGGCACACAGCAGUGAGCCAGAGGAUGCAUAUCAGCAGCGAGUGGGCAUCACCAGUGCACAGAGGGGAUCACCAGCCAGAGUGGGGCAUCACCAGCAGCCAGAGUGGGGCAUCCCGCAAUCACCAGCAGCCAGAGUGGGGAUCACCCAGUCAACCAGAGUGGGGCAUCACAGUCAGCCAGAGUGGGGUCACCAGUCAGCCAGAGUGGGGCAUCAAGUGUCAGAGUCAGCAGAGUGGGGCAUACCAGUCAGCCAGAGUGGGGACCAGCAGUCAGGGGCAUCACAGUCAGCCAAGUGGGCAUCAUCACAGUCAGCACCGAGUGGGGAUCACAGUCAGCCAGAGGGGGCAUCACCAGUCAGCCAUGAGUGACACAUGCCAGAUGGGGCAGUCACCAGUGGCAGAGUGGGGGAUCACAGUCAGCCAGAGUGGGGCAUCACCAGGCCAGAUGCAUCACCAGUGCAGUCACAGCAGCCGAGGGGGGAUACCAGUCAGCCAGAGUGGGCAUCAGCAAGGGCAUCAGCCAGAUGGGGCAUCACCAGCCAGCCAGAGGGGGCAUCACCAGUCCAGAGUGGGGGAUCACCAGCCAGAGGUGGGCAUCACGCAGCCAGAUGGGGGCAUCACACCAGUCAACAGCACAGGGGGGACACCACCAGCGAGUGGGGCACACAGUCAGCAGAUGGGCAUCCAGCCAGCCAGUGGGGCAUCACCAGAGUCGAGUGGCAUCCCAGUCACCAGAUGGAGCAUCACCAGUGGGCAGCCCAGCAGUGGGGGCAUCACAGCCAGCAGUGGGGCAUCACCAGAGUGGGGGCAUCACGCAGAGUGGCCACAGAGGGCAUCACACAGGCCAGAGUGGGGCAUCACACCAGAGGGGACCACGGCACACACGAGGGCACCAGGUCACAGCGGCUCAAGUGUGGGCACACAGUCAGCCAGAGUGGGGCAUCACGUCAGCCAGAUGGGCAUCCCAUCAGCGAUGGGAGUCAGCCAGAGUGGGAGUCACCAGUCAGGGGGCAUCACCAGAGUGGCAUCACAGUCAGCAAGUAGUGGCAUCACCAGCAGCCAGAGUGGAGCAUCACAGUAG